AUGAUUGACAGUGGUCGGCGGUGGUCGACGGAGGUCGGCGGUGAUCGCAGACGAUCAACAAAGGCCGGCGGUGCUUCGAUGACGAUCGGCGGUGGUCGACGAAGGUCUACGCCAUGGCGAUUCAAAACCCCACUUCACUGUCGUUCCUUCCAUCCAAACCCUCAUUGCCCGCCUCUCACCCACGCGCCUCUAUCUCAGGGCCCUUCCUCCGGCUGGGAUGAUAAGGUAGUCGGUCGGAGCCCUGGGGUGAGGACCAACGCCCAGGAGGAUGAUAAGGGCGUUGGAAGAACGAAAAAGAAACGAUGGUGGUGGUGGGCUCGGGACAGGGAGAGCUAUCUGGUCGAUGAUUCGGACGCUCUCCCGCUUCCCAUGACCUAUCCUGGUUCCUCGCCUGCUAGUCCGGAAGAGAUCGACCGGCGGGUCCAAUGUGAUCCGGAUGUCCAGGAGUGCAAGGAAGUUGUUUACGAGUGGACAGGGAAGUGCAGGAGUUGCCAGGGAACGGGGUUUGUUAGCUAUUACAGCAAAAAGGGGCGUGAGACAAUCUGCAAGUGUAUUCCUUGCCUUGGGUUAGUGAAGCAGUUCAGGGAGUGGCUAAAAAGCAUCGAUCGUGACGGGGAUGGCAAGAUCAGCCGGCAGGAGCUGCGCGACGCCCUUCGUGUGCUUGGCAAGAGCUGCUCGCGAUGGAAGGCUUGGAGAGCCCUUGUGCAUGCGGACCUAAACCAUAAUAAGCACAUAGACGGCGAUGAUGAGGUGGAGGAACUCAUAAAGUACGCGGUGAAGCGUUGGGGUAUAGUUGUUGUCUAAGUUAAGGCAUGUAGUUUUGUUCACUUUUAUGUUUAGAAGUGGUAUGUAGGUUUGAGUCAUCUGCUUUCAUGUAGUAGCGCAAUGUAGAAUAUAUCUUGACGUGCGUUUAGUUUUGCUUUCAUGCAUACGUACGUAUAACUUGAGUACUUAUGGCAUGAUGCUGUACAUAUUUAGUAUUAUAGUUUGCGAGGUUUGUGGCAAAAAAGAGCUUUCAGAUCUCUUACUCCAUGUUACAUUUGC
Molecule: messenger RNA, 1044 nt
Organism: Phalaenopsis equestris
Lineage: Eukaryota; Viridiplantae; Streptophyta; Magnoliopsida; Asparagales; Orchidaceae
Exons: 4
Coding region: 1-804 (267 amino acids)
Molecular function (GO): calcium ion binding
Source: RefSeq, a predicted model, not a curated record